AUGGCGAUAAAUAUAUAUUUCAACUUGUUUCUAUCUAUCUAUCUAUCUAUCUAUCUAUCUAUCUAUCUAAGGCUGUUCAGAUCUAUCUAUCUAUCUCAGGCUGUUCAGAUCUAUCUAUCUAUCUAUCUAUCUAUCUAUCUCAGGCUGUUCAGAUCUAUCUAUCUAUCUAUCUAUCUAUCUAUCUAUCUAUCUAUCUAUCUCAGGCUAUUCAGAUCUAUCUAUCUAUCUAUCUAUCUAUCUAUCUAUCUAUCUAUCUAUCUAAGGCUGUUCAGAUCUAUCUAUCUAUCUAAGGCUGUUCAGAUCUAUCUAUCUAUCUAUCUAUCUAUCUAUCUAUCUAUCUAUCUAUCUAUCUAUCUCAGGCUGUUCAGAUCUAUCUAUCUAUCUAUCUAUCUAUCUAUCUCAGGCUAUUCAGAUCUAUCUAUCUAUCUAUCUAUCUAUCUAUCUAUCUAUCUCAUCUGUUCAUCUAUCUAUCCAUCUAUUCAGAUCUAUCUAUCUAUCUAUCUAUCUAUCUAUCUAUCUAUCUAUCUAUCUAAGGCUAUCUAUCUAUCUAUCUAUCUAUCUAUCUAUCUAUCUAUCUAUCUCAGGCUAUCUAUCUAUCUAUCUAUCUAUCUAUCUAUCUAUCUAUCUAUCUAUCUAUCUCAGGCUGUUCAGAUCUAUCUAUCUAUCUAUCUAUCUAUCUAUCUAUCUAUCUAUCUAAGGCUAUCUAUCUAUCUAUCUAUCUAUCUAUCUAUCUAUCUAUCUAUCUAUCUAUCUCAGGCUGUUCAGAUCUAUCUAUCUAUCUAUCUAUCUAUCUAUCUAUCUAUCUAUCUAUCUAUCUAUCUAUCUAUCUCAGGCUAUUCAGAUCUAUCUAUCUAUCUAUCUAUCUAUCUAUCUAUCUAUCUAUCUAAGGCUGUUCAGAUCUAUCUAUCUAUCUCAGGCUGUUCAGAUCUAUCUAUCUAUCUAUCUAUCUAUCUAUCUAUCUAUCUAUCUAUCUAUCUAUCUAUCUAUCUAUCUCAGUCUCUUCAUAUCUCUCUACAUAUUAUAAAUAUUACUUCACGUUUUUUUCUAUCUAUAAAUUGUAUGCUACAGUUUCUUUUUUUCUUGCUUUCUUCCUUUUCUUUCUUCCUUCCCCUCCUUCCUUCCCCUCCUUCCUUCCUUUCUUUCCUUCCUUCCUUCUUUCGUCCCUUUCCUUCCUUCCUUCCUUCCUUCCUUCCUUCCUUCCUUCCUUCCUUCCUUCGUUUCCUUUCUCCCUUCAAUCUUUCAUUCCUUCAAUCCCCCUUCCUUCCUUUCCUUUCUUCCUUCUUUUAUUUCCUUCUUCCCUCCCUUCCUUCCUUCGUUCCUCCGUUCGUUCCUCCGUUCGUUCCUUUCCUUCCUUCCUUUUUUCCUUCCUUCCUCCCUUCCUUCGCUCCUUUGUUCCUUUCCUUCGUUCCUUCGUUCCUUUCCUUUCUUCCUUCGUUUUUUCGUUCGUUCGUUCCUUUUCCUUCGUUCCUUUCCUUCGUUCCUUUCCUUCGUUCCUUCUUUUUUCCUUCCUUCCUUCCUUCCUUCCUUCCUUCCUUCCUUCGUUUCCUUCCUUCAAUCUUUCAUUCCUUCAAUCCUUCCUUCCUUCCUUUCCUUUCUUCCUUCUUUUUUUCUUCCUUCCUCCCUUCGUUCGUUCGUUCGUUCGUUCCUUUCCUUCUUUCCUUUCCUUCGUUCGUUCGUUCGUUCGUUCCUUUCCUUCCCUUCCUUCCUUUUCUUUCUUCCUUCUUUUUUUCCCUUCUUCCCUCCCUUCCUUCCUUCGUUCCUCCGUUCGUUCCUUUCCUUCCUUCCUUUUUUCCUUCCUUCCUCCCUUCCUUCGCUCCUUUGUUCCUUCCCUUCGUUCGUUCGUUCGUUCGUUCGUUCUUUUCCUUUCUUCCUUCGUUUUUUCGUUCGUUCCUUUCCUUCGUUCCUUUCCUUCGUUCCUUUCCUUCGUUCCUUCUUUUUUCCUUCCUUCCUUCCUUCGUUUCCUUCCUUCCUUCAAUCUUUCAUUCCUUCAAUCCUUCCUUCCUUCCUUUCCUUUCUUCCUUCUUUUUUCCUUUCUUCCUCCCUUCGUUCGUUCGUUCCUUCCUUUCCUUCUUUCCUUUCCUUCGUUCGUUUGUUCGUUCGUUCGUUCGUUCCUUCCUUCCUUUCCUUCCCUUCCUUCAUUUCUUUCUUUCCUUCCUUCCUUCCUUCCUUCAAUCUUUCACUCCUUCAAUCCUUCCUUCCUACCUUCCUUUCCUUUCUUCCUUCUUUUUUUCCUUCCUUCGUUUCUUUGUUCCUUUACUUCCUUCCUUCAUUUCCUUCCAUCCUUCCUUUCCUUUCUUCCUUCUUUUUCCUUCCUCUCUCCCUUCCUCUCUCCCUCCCUCCCUUCCUUCCUUCCUACAAUCCUUCGUUCGUUUGUUCCUUCCUUCCUUCCUUCCUUUCCUUCCCUUCCUUCAUUUCUUUCUUUCCUUCCUUCCUUCCUUCAAUCUUUCACUCCUUCAAUCCUUCCUUCCUACCUUCCUUUCCUUUCUUCCUUCUUUUUUUCCUUCCUUCGUUUCUUUGUUCCUUUACUUCCUUCCUUCAUUUCCUUCCUUCCUUCAUUUCCUUCCAUCCUUCUUUUCCUUUCUUCCUUCUUUUUCCUUCCUCUCUCCCUUCCUCUCUCCCUCCCUCCCUUCCUUCCUUCCUACAAUCCUUCGUUCGUUUGUUCCUUCCUUCCUUCCUUCCUUCCUUCCUUCCUUCCUUCCUUCCUUCCUUCCUUCCUUACACAGAUAUCCUGAGAUCAUCUCAGUGAAAUCUCAGUAA
Messenger RNA from Acanthosepion pharaonis, 2757 nucleotides. NCBI's taxonomy places the organism in Eukaryota, Metazoa, Mollusca, Cephalopoda, Sepiida, Sepiidae. The record is from the annotation of a GenBank genome assembly.